Molecule: messenger RNA, 542 nt
Organism: Botrytis cinerea B05.10
Lineage: Eukaryota; Fungi; Ascomycota; Leotiomycetes; Helotiales; Sclerotiniaceae
Exons: 7
Coding region: 43-438 (131 amino acids)
Biological process (GO): transmembrane transport
Molecular function (GO): transmembrane transporter activity
Source: RefSeq, a predicted model, not a curated record
GUAAGUCAUCGUCAAAGAUUUCGGUGAAGUUCAAAAUCUACCAUGGAUUUCCGUGGGUUUCUUGAUGGCCGUAACAGCCACGGUUUCUCAUUACUUUUCGUCAUCGGCUCCAUCAUAUAUGGUGCAGCUCCAAAUACUACAGCACUUAUUUUUGGUCGUGUGAUAAGAGGGGGCACUGGGAUGUACCUUGGAGCUCUCACGUUGAUAUCGGUCAACACUAGUCCUAAGGAAACAAUAGAAUAUAUUGAAUGUUUUGCUUUGGUUUGGGGAUUUGGGUCUGUUAUUGAACCCUUAGUUAGGGGUGCCUUUACAGAUAGCUCUGCAACUUUGAGAUGGGUAGGUUUCGUUGCUGAUGCUCUGACAGAUACAUAUAUCCUCAUUUACGCAGCUGCUGCUCUCUCGCUGGUGCUCUCGGUAUUCUUCACCAAGCUCUGGUAGAUCAAAGAAAUAAACAUGGUGAUUGUUAGGUCAUUAUCCACGUCUUCUUUGUGAAUGUCGGGUAUGCUAGCUUAUCAGGAUAUAGCUCAGGCAAAAGAAUAUUA